UCUAGCUUUUUUUUUAGGUUAUAUUUUUAGGUUAAAGUUAAAACUGAACAACUAAAGUAAAGUACAGUUUACAAUAAAAACAUUAUACUCAUCUAUUACAUUAUUGAUUUGCUAUUUAUUGAAUUUUUAUUCUUGAGAAUAAAUAAAGUUUUGUUUGAAAAUCAUAGUUUAUAAGUUUCAUUCAAGAAUUGCAUUGCAAAUGUAAAGUAUUUGAUAUAGUAAUUCAUUUUAUUUUAUGUAAUAGUUCAUCAAAUUCUUAUCACGUGCUUCUUAUGUUAUCAGUUUUAAAUGUGACAAGUUUAAAAUAAUUUAUCUUUUGUCUUGUCACCUUGUCACCUCAGCUUGUUGGAAGUUAUGACAGAAUAUUUUCAGUCAUAUUUUCAAAAUUCUUGUAGGUAGCCUAAUUAUAUAAACUGUAUUUUUCUCCGAAAAACUCAUUUUAAUAUCAAGAGAUAAAAAUAUAAUAAUAAUAAAAAUGAGCGAUCCACGUUUACCUAGCUGCUUGGAACUACCGAAUAAUCUCGAUGAGUUGAAUGAUCUAAUCGAAAAGGCAAAAGACUGGGCACUUAUGCAUGGUGCUGGAAUGAGGUCCAAAACUAACUUCAGUAUGGACAGCCUUCAGUUUGCGCCAUUUUGUUUGGUGCCAUCUGUGUUUCCUCGUAAAGAAUUUGAAAAGGCAGUUGCCAUUCAGGAAACACUCAACGAGCUUAUUCAUAAAGUUGCGUUCUGCCACGAAUUCCUCGAAGAGAGUCUAAGAGACUCAGCAGCUGGUGAUAGUGAAUUUACUGGCAGACUUUAUAAAAUCUACGAAACCGUUCGCAAAGAAGGAUUCAAUCCAAGACUGACGCUGGGCUCGGUCCGGUCGGACGUGAUGCUUGAAACAGCUUGCUGCAAGUCGCGCAUGCGCAGCGAGACUCACAAAUGCUCCCAAACGCGCACCUACUGUUGUCUCAAGCAAGUCGAGUUUAAUACCAUCGCGGCCGGCUUCUUACAGCUCGGCCCUAUUUCGGGACAAUUGCACAGGUUCAUUCUCCAAGAAAUGGGACAUAUUGAUAAGUUGAAAAAUCUGCCAGAGAAUAAUGCGUUAGCUGGUGCCAGCCUAGGUCUUAUAGAAGCCUGGAAAUUAUUUGGCAAUAAACAGUCUGUUAUCCUUAUAGUAAUCGAAGACGUGGUGAUGAAUAUUUGUGAUCAGCGUUUCCUGGAAUUCAAAAUUGGAGAGUUGUGUCCAGAAGCGCGCACCAUUCGCAGAACGUUGACAGAUAUUAACAAAAGAGCUCGCUUGGAUGAUCACAAAAACCUUAUCAUUGAUGGAUUUGUGGUGGCUGUAGCUUACCUGAGGACAGGCUACACCCCGGAGUUGUUCGCCAACGAUGGAGAAUGGGACGCCCUGCUCACCAUGGAACGCUCAUCGGCCAUCAAGUGUCCCAGCGUGCAGUAUCAUCUUGCCGGAACCAAAAAGGUACAACAACUACUAGCGAAACCUGGAGUACUUGAAAGAUUUAUCACAGAUCCUCAGAAAGUAAAAGCUGUACGAGAACUAUUUACUGGUCUCUACGCUUUCGAUUUUGAUGAGUCUGGAGAAAAGGCAAUCGACAUGGCCAUUGAAAACCCAGAGCGGUUCGUAUUGAAGCCACAAAGAGAGGGGGGUGGUAACAAUGUCUAUGGAACAAAGAUCAGAGAUCUGCUAAUAGAAAUGAGAUCUAGUAAAGAGCGCACCGGCUGGAUUUUGAUGGAUAGGAUAGUUCCCCCAGCGCAGGAAAACAUCAUAGUUCGUGUUGGAAAGAAACCAGCCUCAGAAGAUAUCGUAUCAGAACUGGGCAUUUUCGGCAUAAUAAUUGGUGAUGCGCAAAAAAUAGUGUACAACAAGCAGGUGGGUCACAUGCUACGCUCAAAAACGAGCACAGCAGAUGAGGGUGGUGUCGCGGCGGGGUUCGGCUGUCUGGAUAGCCCCUACCUGGUCGAUUAUUGCUGAAACACAACAGUCUUAGCCAAGCACAAUAUUGCCUUAUCAUUCCAACUGUAACAGUAGCAUUAGUGAAUAAGUUAUACACUCAAAUUAUUUUUUAUAGGAUGAAUGGAGCAAUUUUCUACUUGAAAAUUUAAUUUUUCUGAAACCCGACAAUUCUGUAAAUUCAUCUUUUAUAAAUACCGGAACGAUUUAUGGAAUCAACGUUUCUUUACUCUAAACUUUUGAUUAUACGGGCCUAAGAUUAAUCAUUCUCAUAUUAUAAAUACGGUAUAAUCAUAUCUUAUUUAUUAUUAUAAGUUUCUUUACUCUAAACUUUUUAUCACACGGACCUAAGAAUUAUAAAUUCUCAAAUUAUAAAUAUAAUAAUAUUUUAUGUAUAUAAUAAUUAAAUCAUCAUUGUUGAGACAGACUAAAGUAGUCUGUACCUCUGAAAGCUUUAAUGUCAAAUAGUAAUAAUUAUCAAUUGUAUUAAUGGUUACAGUUUUGUUGAACCGCCACAUAAUUUGCUACAAAAAACAAAUGUGAUGACAUGUUAUUUCAACAGUUAAUAAUAAUCAACAUUGUCUAAAAUCCAUUCGAAUUCUGUAUUCAUUAUUAUUUUAUAUUCUUAUCUCAUCUCAAAUCAACUAUCAUUGUAAUAGAUCAAAUUCUAAAUGAAGUAAUAUCAGAAGAUGCUCUGAGCUACAUAUAAAUAGUACUGAACAAAUAUACAUAUUUUUUUAAGCGAAUCACAGUACGAUAUUAUAAUAUUCUAGUUCUAGUUAUAAAUAAUGAUAUUAUAUGUUAUGUUUUGGGUGAAUUUCUAGUGGAUGUUACUAGUAAAAUACUAGGUUUAUUUAUCGGUCUUUAAUUGAAAUUUUCAAUAAAUAUAUUUUGCUUAU
Nilaparvata lugens (brown planthopper) is the source of this 2850-nucleotide messenger RNA. RefSeq names its product glutathione synthetase-like. The record is from RefSeq and is a predicted model, not a curated record. NCBI's taxonomy places the organism in Eukaryota, Metazoa, Arthropoda, Insecta, Hemiptera, Delphacidae. The transcript is spliced from 13 exons. Bases 476 to 1972 code for a protein of 498 amino acids. Gene Ontology annotation, cellular component: cytosol. Gene Ontology annotation, molecular function: glutathione binding; glutathione synthase activity; ATP binding. Gene Ontology annotation, biological process: glutathione biosynthetic process.